This is a messenger RNA of Schizosaccharomyces osmophilus, 2922 nucleotides long. RefSeq names its product C-1-tetrahydrofolatesynthase Ade9 (gene ade9). Bases 1 to 2922 code for a protein of 973 amino acids. The transcript is spliced from 2 exons. NCBI's taxonomy places the organism in Eukaryota, Fungi, Ascomycota, Schizosaccharomycetes, Schizosaccharomycetales, Schizosaccharomycetaceae. Gene Ontology annotation, molecular function: ATP binding; methenyltetrahydrofolate cyclohydrolase activity; methylenetetrahydrofolate dehydrogenase (NADP+) activity. The record is from RefSeq and is a predicted model, not a curated record. Gene Ontology annotation, biological process: tetrahydrofolate interconversion. Gene Ontology annotation, cellular component: cytosol.
AUGAUUGUUUCAAACCUUUUUUGGAGUAGGCUUGUUUUAAAAAAUGCAAGUCAAGUAAAAAGAAAAAUAAAUGAGCGAUUGUUUAGCCAUUCGUCGUUUUUGAAAGCAGCAAACAUUCUCGAUGGAAAACAAUUGUCUAGAAAAAUGCAGAAUUCUGUUGCUGAAGAGGUUGAACGGUUGAAACGAAUGGAUGAAAAAUAUCAUCCUUCCCUCGCAAUCGUUCAGGUUGGUAAGAGGGAAGAUUCCAACGUAUACGUCCGCAUGAAAGAGAGGGCAGCCAAGAAAAUUGGCAUUGCAUACAAGCAUUAUGCAUUUCCUGAUAGUAUUAGCCAAUCUACCCUAUUGCGUGAAGUACGAAAGUUAAACAAUGACCAGAGUGUCCAUGGAAUUCUCGUUCAAUUACCACUUCCUCGUCACCUCAAUGAGAAAACCGUUACUGAAUCCAUUCUAGCUGAAAAAGAUGUUGAUGGUUUUGGUGCUGUGAACAUCGGUAUGCUUGCAAAAAACACGUCAACACCCAUCCAUGUUCCUUGCACACCCAUGGGGGUUAUGGAGUUGCUCCAUCAGUAUAGCAUUCCCAUUGCCGGUAAAAAUGCAGUCAUCCUUGGGAGAAGCGAUAUUGUCGGGAAUCCCGUAAGCUACUUGCUUCGUCAAGAAAACGCUACUGUUACCGUUUGUCAUUCUCAUACGGAAAAUCUACCAGAGCAAAUUGCAAAAGCAGAUAUCUUAGUUGCUGCAUUAGGCAAACCAGAGUUCGUUCGUGGAGAAUGGCUUAAGCCGGGUGCAGUGGUCAUUGAUGUUGGAAUUAAUGCUAUACACCAUAAUGGCAAGCGCACACUAGUUGGUGAUGUCCAUUAUCCUUCUGUUUCUCAAGUUGCUGGCUACAUUACUCCUGUUCCAGGCGGUGUCGGUCCUAUGACUGUUGCAAUGUUAAUGUGUAAUACCGUCAAAGCAGCUGAGCUCUUGAGAAACAAAAGCAUUUUACGUAAAGUUUCCAUCAACGAAAUAGCUCUGAAAGAUCCUGUUCCUUCUGAUAUUGAAAUAACAAAAUCUCAAGAGUUAAAGAAAAUCACCACCGUGGCUAAAGAAUUGGGAAUACAUGAAACGGAAAUCGAAACAUAUGGUCAUUAUAAGGCAAAAGUUGACAUGAAACUAUAUGAGCGAUUGAAGCAUCGUAAUGAUGGUCACUAUAUUGUUGUCAGUGGAAUCACUCCUACACCGUUCGGGGAGGGAAAGAGUACCGUAGUUGCGGGACUGGUUCAAGCUAUUGGUCAUUUAGGUAAACUGGGUAUUGCUUGUGUUCGUCAACCCUCCCAAGGCCCCACCUUUGGCGUUAAAGGUGGAGCAGCUGGUGGUGGUUAUGCCCAAUUUGUUCCUAUGGAUGAUUUUAACUUGCAUAUGACGGGUGAUAUCCAUGCCGUUACAGCUGCUAAUAACCUUUUAGUUGCUGCUCUUGAAACCAGGAUGUUUCAUGAAAGCACACAAAGUGAUGCAGCUUUGAUUAGAAGAUUGCUACCUUUAAAGGAUGGUCGUCGUGUUAUUCCUAAAGGUUUGCUUCAAAGAUGGAACAAAAUCUGCAAUAAUUUAGGUCAUGACCCAAGUGAACUUGAAAAUGUCAGUCAGGAAUUGUUGGAGAAAUUUGUUCGCCUAAAUAUUGACCCUGAAACUAUUACCUCCAAUCGUGUCUUAGAUGUUAACGAUCGCUUUUUAAGAGAAAUUGAACUUGGUUUAGCCUGCACCGAAAAGGGACGGAGUCGGAAGACUUCCUUUGACAUAUCCGUCGCCAGUGAAUGUAUGUCAAUUUUGGCUCUUUCAAAUGAUUUGAAAGAUAUGAGACACCGCUUAACCAAUAUGGUAAUCGCCAAUGACAAAAAAGGUGAUCCGGUAACUGCUGGAGAUCUUGGUGUAGCAGGAGCUAUGGCUGUCUUGUUAAAAGAUGCUAUUAAACCUAACCUUAUGCAGACGCUGGAAGGUACACCUGUUUUGGUACACGCCGGGCCGUUUGCAAACAUCAGUAUUGGCGCUUCUUCCACUAUAGCUGACAAAGUUGGCCUUAAACUAGCUGGUACAGAAUCCUUUGAAAAUGCUGAUAAGGCUGGUUAUGUUGUCACCGAGGCUGGUUUUGCUUCUGACAUGGGUAUGGAAAAGUUUUUCAACAUCAAAUGUAGAAGCUCAGGAUUGAAACCAAGUGCAGUAGUUUUAGUGGCCACAGUAAAAGCUCUUAAGCUUCAUGGUGGUGGCCCAGAACUUAAGCCCGGUGCACCUUUGCCCGAUGAAUACCUCUUAGAGAAUCUGGAUCUUGUUCGCAGAGGCUGUGCGAAUAUGGUUCAACAUAUACGAAAUUCUCAAAAAUUCAACGUCCCGGUGGUGAUAGCAAUUAAUAGCUUUAGAACCGAUACUAACAAGGAAUAUGAAAUUAUUCGUCAAGAAGCUCUCGAUGCUGGAGCCGUUGACGCUAUCCCUUCCUACCAAUUUAGUAAGGGUGGUCAGGGAGCCAUUGGUUUGGCGGAAGCCGUAAUGAAAGCUUGCUCUACCCCCAAUGAAGGUGGGUUUAAGUUUCUGUAUGAUACGAAGGCCCCGAUCGAAGAAAAAAUUACAACUAUCGCGAAGGAGAUGUACGGUGCUAAAGGGGUUGAGUUUAGUCCUUUGGCGGAAAGACGUAUGAAGGAUUUUAAGCGUCAAGGAUACGAGCGUUUACCCAUUUGUAUGGCUAAGACUCAAUAUUCACUUUCGCAUGACCCUAAGCUGUUAAACGUUCCUAAAGACUUCGUCGUACCGAUUCGUGAUAUGCGUUUGAAUGCUGGAGCUGGGUUUAUCUAUCCCUUAACAGCUAAAAUCCAAACCAUUCCUGGUUUACCUACGGCUCCUGCUUAUCUUAAUAUAAAUUUGACUGACGAUGGUGAAAUCUUGGGUCUUUCUUAA